GAGAGAGUGAGAGGGAGGACAGAUGCAGAGGAGGAGGAAGGGAUGGAAAAUAAUCUCGGACUCCAAUGGAACAGCUUUGAAGAUUUUUCUCAAGUAAAUAUUUUGUGCAAAAAUAUUCAGCCAAGAUGAAGAAGUGGAUUGUUUUUCUGUGGCUGUGCAACGGAUGGAUGCAAACUGCUGCUGCUGAUACAACCCCAACACCCUCCUCUGCACCAGUGACACCCACUGAAGAUGAGGGCACCCACCUGGUGGAUUGGUUGAUGAAGUAUGGCUACCUCCCACCCUCAGACCCUUCCACUGGUCAGCUGCAGGCCUGGACAGCUGUCACUAACGCUGUCAGGGCCAUGCAGAGGUUUGCAGGCCUUAAUGACACUGGAGUUGUAGAUGAGGAGACAAUGGUGUUGAUGAACAGUCCACGCUGCUCCCUACCUGACGAGCCAUCCAAAUCACCGGCCAACCAAGAAGGGAACGACAUUAGGAGGAGGAGAAGGGCUAUCUCCAUGUGGUCACGCAGGAACAUUAACUGGAGGUUGCAUUCAUACCCCUCCUCUUCUCAUCUGUCCCGGGAAACCAUUCGCUCCCUGGUCUUUUAUGCUUUAAGAGUGUGGGCAGAGCCAACACCCCUGGAGUUCCACGAGGUGGGCAACCCAGAGGCAGCUGACCUACAGGUAGACUUCCUCCAUGGUUACCACGGUGAUGGUUAUCCCUUUGAUGGGGCAGGCGGUGCAGUCGGCCAUGCUUUCUUCCCAUCAGACCGUGCACGGGCAGGAGGAGUUCAUUUGGAUGCAGAGGAGGAGUGGGCCUUCAGACAGCCAGCAACUGAGGGCACUGACCUGUUCACAGUGCUGGUCCAUGAGUUUGGCCAUGCACUGGGCCUUGCUCACUCCUCAUCUCGCCACUCAGUGAUGAGGCCGUACUACCAGGGUCCUGCUGGAGACCCUCUCCACUACCGCCUGGGCCCUCAGGAUCUGGAGCACAUUACGCAGCUCUAUGGGAAGAGGAAUCAGCUGCUGGCCACUGACGCUCCUCGCCUCGCCCCUGAGCCUGAGCGGCACCACAGAGGCCACCACCAUGAUCACAGAUAUGGCCCCUUCAUAGAUCGCUGUAACAUCAGUUUUGAUGCUGUGGCAAGAAUCCGUGGGGAGACUUUCUUCUUCAAAGGUCUGAGGAUGUGGCGAGUCAAUGGUGGGGGCUUGGUGUCGGGUCGCGGGGCUUCAGUCAGAAGGCUGUGGAGGGGUCUACCUGCUGACCUGCCUCGGCUUCACGCUGUGCUUGAGAGACAGUCCGAUCAUGCCAUCAUCUUUAUCAGUGGUUCCCACUUCUGGCUGUUCAGGGAUCUGUCCCUGCAGGAGGGCUACCCUCAGCCCCUGUCCGCCCUCAGGAUGGGGGGCGACCUAGCUGGAGCUGACGAGGAGGAGGAGGAGGAGGCGGAGGCAGCAGCAGGGAGGUGGGGCCUGGUCUGGGACACAGAGCAGGGCCCUGUGUGGGGGAAGAUGGGAAACGCUGAGGAAGAGAAGCAUGAAGACAAGUGGACUCAGCUGCUCAGAGAAGGGGUCAGUGGCAUCACCACAGACAGCGAUGGCUCUGUCUAUCUCUUCAAAGGAGACUCAUACUGGAAGUUCACGUUUCCAGGCUCCACACUGCAGGACGGAUACCCACGAUCCUCUACUGCAGACUGGCUGGACUGCCCCGACUCCUCCUCAUCCUCUCCUGUGGUGGACGACCUCUCCUUGUCUCUGUCUCCGCCUGCAGGAAGACAGGAGCUCAGGGAGAGAUGGAGGGAGAAGAAAGAGAAGGAGGAAGAAGGAGGAAGGAGGAGGGAGAGACAUGGAAAUCAACAUAAAGACAUACAGGACAGAGGUUCACACAUCUGGACACAAUGCAUGUGCCAAAAUGGAGCUCUUGGUGGCCGGACGACAUCUUCUAUUGCUUUCUUGCUGCUGAUUACAUGGACACUGUUGGUUAUCUAAAGCUGCACAUGACUAUGGAAGUCAGCUGUCUUAUCAGUUUUAAUGAGGAGGCACAAACAGUCACCAUGUGGGUUAGGUUAGGGUUAGGGUUAAUUAGGCAGAGAAGAGAAACUACAAACACUCACCAUGAGAAGAGAAGAUCGAGCCACUCUGCGUGUUCAGUCAGAGCUGGAGUCUGGACAGGGUUAGCCUAGCUUAGCAUAAAGGCUGGAAGCAGGGGGAAAGUGCUACCCUGGUCAUUUGUAAUUGUAGUUACGUCAACAGUUCAUCCAUCCACCAGCACUUGUGCACCGCUGCCAGACAUGGCUGGUGAGCAGGCUUGAGUUUACUGCCAUGACUGUAGAAGCUGGACAUGUCUCUCUGACGACAGGACUCCCAGCUGUUUGCCAAGGCAAAGCUCCAACUUAUUAACAACAACACUAUAAAACCACCAAUAGUUGUUUUUAAAUGUCUCUUUGUGUAUGGGUGAAGCAAACAAGGUGCAAUGUGUUUUUUAUAUUUUUAUUAGAGCCAGUAGCUGUUCCCAGGUGACCAGGUGUACCAUGACCUGAGUCCAGCUCCUACUUAAGAGUAGCUUAGGGUUCCACUUUUAUACCAUUGUCACACUCACGAUGGACAGUUAGAAAAGAGAAAAAAAUCUAAUUAAAAUAAAAAAUCGUGGCCGGGUUUGGCUUAGUUGGUAGAGCAGGCG
This is a messenger RNA of Perca flavescens (yellow perch), 2661 nucleotides long. RefSeq names its product matrix metallopeptidase 17b (gene mmp17b). Gene Ontology annotation, cellular component: extracellular matrix. Gene Ontology annotation, biological process: collagen catabolic process; proteolysis; extracellular matrix organization. The record is from RefSeq and is a predicted model, not a curated record. The transcript has 12 exons. NCBI's taxonomy places the organism in Eukaryota, Metazoa, Chordata, Actinopteri, Perciformes, Percidae. Gene Ontology annotation, molecular function: zinc ion binding; metalloendopeptidase activity. The coding region runs from base 126 to 1970 and encodes 614 amino acids.